AACUGGAAACGUUCCCAAUUGGAUUGGCAGCCUCUCAUCUUGAGAAUUCUGCUCUUGAAAGCGAAUCAUUUAGGAGGUCAAAUUCCAAUUCAAGUAUGCCUUUUGCAGAAUUUAAGCAUUUUGGAUCUUUCCUACAAUAAAUUUUCAGGUUUAAUUCCUCAUUGCUUGAGUAACAUUACUUUUAAUGCAUCUGCCCAUGACCCUUCUUUAAGUGGUAUACAAUCGGGGGCAGGUCAAUACAGUAUUUUGUCAUUAUAUUUGAACACAAAGUCAAAUUUUAUCGAAUUUCUCCCUGAUGAUAUAUCUGUGUUUAACGAAUUUGUGAAUGUUGAGGAAGAAGUAGAGUUCACAACAAAAACUAGAAAUUACUCCUACAAGGGUGACAUCCUCGAGUACAUGUUUGGAAUUGACCUCUCGUGCAACAACCUAGCAGGUGAAAUCCCACUGGAACUCGGUAGGAUGAGCAGCAACAUUCGUGCAUUGAACUUGUCACACAACAAUCUAUCCGGACCAAUCCCAGUAACAUUCUCAAAUCUAAUGCAAAUAGAAAGUUUGGAUCUUUCCUACAAUAAUUUGAAUGGCAAAAUUCCACCUCAGUUGACUAAAAUGACCUCUCUAGCGGUCUUCAUUGUGGCACACAACAACUUAUCAGGAGCAACACCUGACAGAAAAAAUCAAUUCAUUACUUUUGAUGAAAGCAGUUAUGAGGGAAACCCUCUCCUAUGUGGGCCUCCAUUACAUAAUAGUUGCACCAAAAUGAGACCACCAUCUACAAUAUCAGUGGAUAUUAAGGGGGAAGGUGGUAGUUUCAUGGACAUGAGUGUCUUCUACAUAAGCUUUGUGGUGGCUUACAUGACUGUCCUGCUCGGAAUUGUUGUAGUUCUCUACAUAAAUCCAUAUUGGCGUAGGGCGUGGUUUAACCUCAUUGAAGUGUGCAUUGACACUUGCUACUGCUUUUUUGUGGUUCAUUACCAUAAGUUGUUCGAUUUCAGCCUUGCAUAGCCUUGUAUUGCUACUAUUUUGUUGUGGUUUAUUAC
This is a messenger RNA of Quercus lobata, 1037 nucleotides long. RefSeq names its product receptor-like protein 56. Gene Ontology annotation, molecular function: protein binding. Bases 397 to 1002 code for a protein of 201 amino acids. The transcript has a single exon. Lineage: Eukaryota; Viridiplantae; Streptophyta; Magnoliopsida; Fagales; Fagaceae. The record is from RefSeq and is a predicted model, not a curated record.